Messenger RNA from Bacillus rossius redtenbacheri, 643 nucleotides. RefSeq names its product cuticle protein 2-like. Bases 100 to 537 code for a protein of 145 amino acids. Lineage: Eukaryota; Metazoa; Arthropoda; Insecta; Phasmatodea; Bacillidae. The transcript is spliced from 2 exons. The record is from RefSeq and is a predicted model, not a curated record.
GCGAUCUCGUCUAGGCACGGCAGAGCCGAGCGACCAGAACAGUUCAGGAGCACCUCGACAGCCUCAGAGCGAACACACAAGCACAACACGAGAGCAGCCAUGAAGGUUCUGAUCGUCCUCGCCGCAGUCGUAGCGCUGGCCGCUGCCCGCCCCAGCUGGCUGGGCCUGGGCGGGUGGCCCUACCUGGGCGCGCCCCACGCCUCGGUGGCCAUAGCGCCGCCGCUGGCCGCCCCGCUGCCCGUCACCGACACCCCUGAGGUGGCGCAGGCCCGCGCCGAGCACCUGGCCGCCGUGGCCAAGGCUGCGGCCGCCCCCGCUGCACCAGCCGCCCCCGCCGCCGCCCCGCUGGUUGCCCCCGAGCCCGUCACCGACACCCCGGAGGUGGCGCUGGCAAGGGCCCAGCACCUCGCCGCGGUGGCGGGAGCCGCCGUCGCCCCCGGACUGUUGCACCCGGGUCUUCACGGGGGGUUCGCCUACUCCUCCGUGGCUCCCGCCUACCACGGCUACCCCGGCUGGGCCGCCGGCGGCUGGUGGUGAGCUACCCCGCUGGUCAACCACCUCUUCAAGUAACAACACCACUAUUACCACUGUGCAGAACCGGAGAUGAUCGCCUAAUAAAAAUAUAUAUUUUUUCAUACCGCUA